Molecule: messenger RNA, 748 nt
Organism: Oppiella nova
Lineage: Eukaryota; Metazoa; Arthropoda; Arachnida; Sarcoptiformes; Oppiidae
Source: the annotation of a GenBank genome assembly
GUCUUCGUGUAUAGACAUCAUAAGUGAAUGCAUUGACUCGAAUCGUAUUCCCUCGACAUUACUGUCCGCUCAGACUAUAUGUGAUAUGAUAUCGACAAACAAUUCCGUCAAUUGUAUUGAUAUCAAGACUUUUUUCAAUGAAAAUCAAAAUAUGAUUGAUAUGAACAGCGAGAAGACAGAUGUGCUCAUAAAUCCUUAUGUGUCAGCGCCUGUCGUUUGGUUAAGUUGUUGGAUGUGGUGGAUGAGUGCCACCAUCUGUGCAAAUGUGGACCAAAGGGGCAUCUCAUUGAUUGUCAUAAAUGGAUGUAUUAGUGAUUGUCUUCAAGACUAUCGACCCGUUUGUGCCAUCAAUGGCCAGACAUUUCCCAAUCAAUGUUAUGCCAAAUGCAACGGAUUUUCUGAUGAGGAAUAUGUAUCAGAAAGAUGUGAAUCAAUAGUGGAUUGCGUUAAAUGCACUGAAAAUCAAAGAUGUAUAAAGAAAAGUCAAGUGUGUCUCACAUCAGACCAGUGCCCACAAUAUGAAUGCAUAUCCUCACCGAUCGAUUGCCAACUUUUUGGCACAAACCCUGUCUGCGAUACUAAUGGUCUGAAUCAUCAGAACUUGUGUUGGCUUUUGAAGAAACGACAAAAUUUUAUUGCUCCCAUUCCGGACCCGUGUGUGCAAUGAAUGGCAUAACGUAUGCCUCGGAAUGUGUUUCGCUCUCACAUGCCGUUCCAGUGGACUACUAUUCAAACUGCAAUCACACCC